AUGGCGUCUACUACCCAGUCGACACCAAAGGCGAUAGCAGGGUACUACCACACCGUCGACCCUAAUUAUGGAUCCCGGCAAGAAGGUAGCAAUCACGUCUUCAUCCCAUCGCAAUCGACGACCAGGGGCAACAACCAAUUUCCCCUCGAUUUUCUUCCCGGCGGUACUGACGGUGGCUGGGAGAUCGCAGACAGCCGCGGCAGCCACCUACUCCUCUACCGUGGCGUCAAGUUCCCCAACAUCUUCAACGCCAAGGCUGCCGCAAAACCAGGGCUCGUCGUGCGCGAGCCGAUGACACGGCAAUACAUGGAAGUCCCCUGCCGGUCGGAAGACCUGAAAGGCCGCCACAAGUGCCUUGGCUUGUUCCUGCUCGAUGGCGAUAAAACCAGACGGUUUUGCGGCGGCGGCGGCGGCAUUAACUUGUCCAACUUGAAAGUCAUGGGCGCCCUGCUCCGGCCGCACUCCUACAGUUCCGGCCGUGGCGUGCCAGUGGCCUGA
This is a messenger RNA of Miscanthus lutarioriparius, 498 nucleotides long. The record is from the annotation of a GenBank genome assembly. Lineage: Eukaryota; Viridiplantae; Streptophyta; Magnoliopsida; Poales; Poaceae.